UUUAGUCCGUUGUACUACUUGUUGCUGUCUGAAGAGACCAGCUUUGACAGAAGAUCAUGUUGGAUCACUGCAGGAGAAUGAGUUUGAACAUGUCAUUCAUAUACGAAGACGAAGAGAAUCUGGGGAUCCAUACUGGGCUUAUUCAGGAACCUAUGGACCAGAAAAUUGGGCGACAUCUUACAUGAAUUGCUCUGGUAUCAAACAGUCCCCAAUUGAUAUUGUAGAUCAGAAGACUCAUGAGAAGGAUGUCUUGCAGCAAAUACAUCUUGAGGGAUUUGAGAUUGAGUCUUCUAAUAGAACUCGUAUGAAAAACACUGGAAAAACAAUUGCUGUUCUACUGAAGGAUGAUUAUUUUGUCAGUGGAGCUGAUCUUCCAAGCAGGCUUAAAGCAGAAAAACUAGAAUUUCACUGGGGUCAGAAUGGAGGUUUUCCAGGUUCGGAGCACAGUCUUGAUGGAAAAAGAUAUCCAGUUGAGAUGCAGAUUUAUCUUUCAAGCCCUGGCACUGACUGGGCAUCAAGAAGAAAUGGAAUUAGAGGAGCAAUGGUGAUAUUCCUCCAGGCUACCAUCCAGGACAACCUUGCACUGGUUCCUAUUAUCAGUGGGCUGAAGAGAGUCGUGCAUCAUGAGAAAGAAACAUUUCUGGAUCCAUUUGUAUUGGGGAAUUUACUUCCUGCCUCACUUGGAAGCUAUUACAAAUACUCUGGCUCCCUAACAACACCACCAUGCAGUGAAACUCUAGAAUGGAUAGUCUUCAGCAGACCUAUCUCCAUCUCCCUUGAGCAGCUGGAAGCCUUUUACUCCAUAUUUACUACUGAACAGCAAGACCAUGUCAAAUCAGUAGAGUACUUGAGGAACAACUUCCGACCACAACAGAAACUGAAUGACAGAGUGGUUUAUAAGUCUGCAGUCAAAGACUCAUGGAGCCAGGCAACUGAGAACCCUGGGGUCCUGCAUAAUACAGAAGUAUGCAGCAGCCCACCAGUGAAUAUGACCGUGCAGCCAGUGAAUAGGACCUCUUUACUUGUCACAUGGAACAGGCCAGAAACCAUCUACCACCCUCCCAUUAUGAAUUAUUUGAUCUCCUAUAGUUGGACAAAAGAUGAGGGGGAGAAAGAGCAAGCUUUCACCAAAAAGAAUGAUCAUAACUUGGAAGCAGUUAUCAAUCAUGUCUCCCUCGAUAAACUCUACCUGUUUCGUGUUCAAGCUGUGUGUCAGAAUGACCUGCGAAGCGAUUUUAGCCAGACAAUGCUGUUUCAAGCUAACACAACUAGAAUAUUUGAAGGAACCAGGAUUAUAAAAACAAGAAUGCCAACAGCCUCACCUGCUUCUUCAGCUGAUAUGGCACCAAUCAGUUCUGGGUCAUCUACUUGGACUUCUUCAGGUCUUAGUUUGCCCUUUGUUUCCAUUGCAACUGGCAUUGGUCCUUCAUCCAGUGGAAGCCAGACUACUGUGGCAUCUGUAGUAACAAGCACUUUGCUUGCAAGCCUUGGGUUUGGUGGUGGUGGAGUUCCUUCCUUUCCAAGUACUGUGUGGCCUACACGCCUUCCCUCUUUGGUUUCAACCACGAAACAUCGAGUCAAGCCUGUUAUUUCAACAACUGAAGCGUUGUCAUCCCCAGGCUCAGAUGGUGGUUCUGCUGUUAAUAAAACUGGCGAGGCAGAAGGUGAAGAUGAAAAGAAAGAAAAUGAAGAUGAAAAAGGAGAGGGAGAAGAAGGAGAUGAAGAGGAAAAUGAAGAAGGAAGCAGUUUAAGGAAAGGUGUAGUGGAGAAACAGGAGAAUGUUGUGACCACGACAACUAAUGAGACACAAAAUAAGACUGAAUCAGAGAUAUCACCUAGAGAUCCAAGUAGUCCAAGUGAAGAAGGUACGAACUCAACCAGUGGGCAAGAACAUCCAAACACAACUAUCAGUCAAACAAAUGCGGCUGUCCAACAGACGACAAUUGAAUUAUCACAAACAUCCUCCGACAUUUCAACCACAGAGAACUUUCAACUUUCAACAACACUUCCUCCAAAGAGAUGGAAUAAUGAUGCAGACAGGUCUGCUGAGAACACAUUUGUUAUGGUGGAUCCAGAAGACAGGUCAUCGUCAAGUAUGGCCACACAACCAUACUCACCCUCCAGCAAGAUGGAAUGGAUUAUUCCAUUGGUGGUUGUCUCAGCUUUGACUUUUGUCUGUUUGAUUCUUCUCAUAGGCGUGCUUGUUUACUGGAGAAAAUGUUUUCAGACAGCACACUUCUAUGUGGAGGACAGCAGUUCACCACGAGUGGUUCCUAAUGAAAGCAUUCCCAUUAUCCCAAUUCCAGAUGAUAUGGAGGCCAUUCCAGUCAAGCAGUUUGUAAAGCACAUAAAUGAACUGUAUACCAAUAACCAACAUGGAUUCUCUGAGGAAUUUGAGGAAGUGCAGCGCUGUACAGCUGAUAUGAACAUCACAUCAGAACACUCCAACCAUCCAGAUAACAAGCACAAAAACCGAUACAUCAAUAUUGUAGCAUAUGAUCACAGCAGAGUUAAACUAAGACCAAUACCAGGAAAAGAUUCAAAGCAUAGUGACUACAUCAAUGCCAAUUAUGUUGAUGGUUAUAACAAGUCAAAAGCCUAUAUAGCUACACAGGGACCUCUUAAGCCUACAUUUGAAGAUUUUUGGCGAAUGAUCUGGGAACAGAACACAGGAAUCAUUGUUAUGAUUACAAAUUUAGUGGAGAAAGGACGACGAAAAUGUGAUCAAUACUGGCCGAGUGAGAACAAUGAAGAGUAUGGCAACAUAAUUGUCACCUUGAAGAGCACAAAAGUACGGGCAUGGUGCACUGUACGCCACUUCACCAUUAGGAACACAAAAGUUAAAAAGGGACAAAAAGGAAACCCCAAGGGACGUCAAAACGAGCGAAUGGUUAUACAAUAUCACUAUACACAGUGGCCUGACAUGGGGGUACCAGAAUAUGCUCUUCCUGUACUCACCUUCGUGAGAAAGUCAUCUGCAGCUCAGAUACCAGACAUGGGACCAGUAGUGGUACAUUGCAGCGCUGGUGUUGGCAGAACUGGAACAUACAUUGUGCUUGAUAGCAUGCUGAAACAAAUAAAAGAUAAAAGCACAGUUAAUGUCCUUGGCUUUCUCAAACACAUCAGGACUCAGAGGAACUACCUUGUCCAGACAGAGGAACAGUAUAUUUUCAUCCAUGAAGCCUUGCGGGAAGCAAUACACGGGAAGGAGACAGAAGUACCUGCCACUCAGCUACAUAGUUAUGUCAACAACAUUUUAAUUCCAGGAAUAUCUGGGAAGAUGAGGCUAGAGAAACAGUUUAAGCUGGUAACUCAGUGUAAUGCAAAAUUUAUAGAGUGCUUCAGUGCCCAGAAAGAAUGUAAUAAAGAGAAGAACAGAAACUCCUCAGUUGUGCCAUCUGAACGAGCUCGAGUAGGCCUUGCACCAUUACCUGGAACAAAAGGAACUGACUACAUUAAUGCCUCCUACAUAAUGGGCUAUUACAGAAGUAAUGAAUUUAUUAUUACCCAGCACCCCUUGCCUCACACCACAAAGGACUUUUGGCGAAUGAUUUGGGACCAUAAUGCACAGAUUAUUGUCAUGUUACCAGAUAACCACGGACUAGCAGAGGAUGAAUCUGUGUACUGGCCAAGCCGUGAAGAAUCCAUGAAUUGUGAAGCCUUUACUGUAACUCUUAUUAGCAAAGAUAUACUGUGCCUCUCUAAUGAAGAGCAAGUUAUCAUCCAUGAUUUCAUCCUGGAGGCAACCCAGGAUGAUUAUGUGCUGGAGGUACGUCACUUUCAGUGUCCAAAAUGGCCAAAUCCAGAUGCUCCUCUCAGCAGCACCUUUGAACUUAUAAAUGUACUAAAAGAAGAAGCCUCAACCAGAGAUGGACCAACCAUAGUUCAUGAUGAGUUUGGAGGGGUCUCUGCUGGGCUAUUCUGUGGCCUUACUACUCUGUCACAGCAAUUGGAGUGUGAAUCUGCUGUGGAUGUCUAUCAGGUUGCAAAGAUGAUAAACCUGAUGCGGCCAGGCGUUUUCACCGAUGUGGAGCAGUAUCAGUUUCUAUAUAAAGCAAUGCUCAGCUUAAUCAGCACAAAAGAGAAUGGAAAUGGACCCUCAUCAUUUGAUAAAAAUGGUACCAUUAUUAUCACCGAAGAAUCAGAUCCAGCAGAAAGCAUGGAAUCUCUUGUGUAAUCUGAAGAUUUUCAGAAAUGGAACUUCAUUUGAGAAAAAAAACUUCUGAGGACUGAAUGAAUUUCUGAGGCCUUUAUUUUGUCAGGUUCCAAUUUUAAUGAUGACCUGGCUAUACAUUUUACAGUGAUGAGAGUUUUUGAUGUUAAUUUUAACCAUUCUGAGUCCAUUAUUAUCCUGCUGAGCAUUUGAAUCUCUUAUUUUCACAAGAUGAAAACACAAUUUGUUCUAGUUUGCACUAUCUAAUCAGUGUUACUGCCUAUUAAAAACUUAAUACAAAAUUUGUAAUUUCCCAGAAAUUCAUGAAAAACUUUUGUCUGUAAUCCUCAAUAACUUGAGCUUCAUAGGAAGGCAGAAUCUGUGUCCGGAGACAGCUUAAAGGUAAUUGUGCAAACAAAAACAUUCUACAUUUUAGUCGUUCAUCAGCUCAGAUUGUUUUUGUACAGAUUGCAAUGUAUUAUUGAACUCACUUUUAAGUAAACAUAAUUUGAACCUGGCAAAUCCUGUAAAAUUUCAGAGAUGUAACCUCCUACAUUCCAGUGAUCAGACUACAGACAGUCAAAAACAUUCUUACCACAAAAUACUUUAGUGCAGGUCAGGUGUAUGGGUACAGCUAAUAAUUUAUCAUUUUCUUGACACUUUAUAUAUUUGUGCUGCUUCAGGCUGUAACUGAAAUGUGUGGGGAAAAUGCUCAUUUUUCAUGUGGUAGAAAAUAUAUAAAUAUCUUAGUAAGGGCAACAGUCAUCCUGCUUGCAAGAAUGUGGAAUGUGAUUAACGGUUUUUGCAGGAUUAAAAUGAACACACAGCAGACACAGGUCCUAAUAGUGGAAAGAGAAGUGUGCACCAGUAUUGCUUGCACAUAGGCAGCCAAUGGUCACAGAAUUUAAUGUUCUUUAUAAAGAACAGGCGACAGCCAUUUGGGGUGCAAGUGAUUGCUUGGAGUGACCUAACCCACUGUCAGGCGAUGGAAAUGCAGCUCUGCCUGGCUGUAAAAGGGACUCUGCAGGCAGAGCUUGCAGUUCAGCAGGGAAAAAAAAAUUACAAAUUUGGAAGGACACUGUCUGAAGCCAAGCUCUUCAUUCCAUUUUGCUUCUAUCUUCUAUCCCCAUCUUAUAUCCCAGUCAUUUACACACUCAUUAUUCUAUACCAUUUUCCAGUAGCACCCAUCACUGCCACCCACAUCACCCCAAUUUUUCUAUUGCUGUUUCUGGCACUUCAGGAAUGAGAGCAUAAACCGGUCCCCCUUAAAACAGUUUCCUUACUGUUUAUAAACAACUGUUCAUCUGUGAUCUGAAUGUACAACUUCAUCUGAUGCACACCAACUUUAACCAGUGCAGAUGGCACAAGUUUCCAUUCCCCCCUGACUAAAUCUUGGACUUAAUUUGGGCACGUCUUGAUUUAAUGGCAUGCAAAUGUAAGUAAAAGGUACCUGCCACUAGACACCAUGAGUUCCUACCUGCCACUGAAACACUGCCAACUUAAUCUCUUAACCCAUCAUUCGAAAUACAAGAUUUUGACUCCUGCCUGCUUAAGCCAUCCCUCCUGCCAUGAUUUCCAAUCCUGGUGGCUCCAUUAUGUCCAGUCCUCGGAUUCAAUUUUAUUUUUUGCAGGAGGUAUAAAGAAAAGCAGAAUGGUGCACAUUUUUGCACAGAGUGUUGUGUAAGUGUAAAAUGAGGAUGCAUUUGAUGGCAAUGUUAGACUAUUGAUAAAUAUUGCGUGAGCUACACAAAUAAUGUUGCAUUUUUGCCAUGUUAAUAAUCAGUCUUUUGGAAAGAUUCCAUGAUUUGAAACAUUUUUUAAAUAACCGUGGAGAAGAAUUUAUUAACUUACCAAAGAUAUAAAGUAGUUCUCAGCAGAAGGUAGGAGUGUUUCUUUUCAAACAAAAAGGUUUUAAUUCUCUUAUUAUUUCUAAACUGCCUCUUUAGUCCAGGGUCAAACUUUUAAUUUAGAAAUUUAACAAGUGACUCAAUACGAUGAAUGUUAAUGUUAUCAAGGUGCCAGUUCAUAUUUCAUUUAUGAAAAGAUGAUUCUACAUAUUGAAUAAACCAUUCAUAUAGACAUUCGUACCUUAAUUACAAUUUAAAAUUGUAUGCUUUUUCUUCUUAAAAGGUUGGCCAUAUUUGUACACAAAUGUGUGAUAUUCAGUUAAUUGUCUGCGGAUGAGGCUAUGUUCUCAGUGGGAAGAGCAUAGCAGUGCUGGACUGAAAGUGCUGUCAGGCUUCUCUCUGCUGUGACAUCUUUAAAAAAAUACUGCUACCUGGAAGUGAAAACAAAAGUUUCAAAAUUUUUGUUAAAAAAAGAGAUAUUUUCACAAAGUGGGAGACAUUUUCUAUACUAGGUAAACAUUUGAUGAGGCAAACAUGAAUCAGACUUUUAGGAAACUAAAAAGCUUGAGCUGUUUUCAGGAAAAAACUUUAAAAAAGAAAAAAAACAUUUUCUCAACAAAGGGGAGAUUUUUGAAUUUUUUAAAAAACCUCAUGUUUCUCCAACAUUUGGGGUAGUCGUGUUCAAAAAAAUUUUGUUUCAACAUUUUAGACAAAAAUAAAAAUAGUUCAAGUAUCACGUCUUGAAAACCAUAACCUUUAUUCAUUCUUUAGGGUAGCAGAUACAAACAAACUGUAAAUAUUUUGUUGCUUAAACAGGCAUUCUAUGGGGACUUUGUAUCUACAGUAUAUAAUCACAGAAUUUUAUAUUUUCAUAAAAAGCUAAUUUUUUUCUAGUCUCAACUCCUUCAUAGUUUUGUGGUGGCUAAGUGGAAAACUGUAUUUGCAUUGAGGUAGUACCAUGAAUACUGUGUCAUCACAUUUCAAAGGCAUUGAACCUAUAUUACUUCUUGGGGGCAGUGGUUGUCGAAGUUGCAGGUAUUUUCAACAAUAUUGUCGGUGUGUGCAAUAGGAAUAGAUCUAGGCAGUUGCUGAAUAAGUUCGUCUCAUGAUCCAUUUGAAAAUGUGGUGUUCUGUAACUUGAAAAAAAUCUGCUUUGUUCUGUUGGAAACUAUAUUAAAUUGUUCUAUUAUAGUGUUAUUUAAUAUGUAAAUUGUAUUGCUACACAUGAAAUAAAGUAUGGGUUUUGAUGGACCUAUAGAUGCUGCUGCUGUG
This is a messenger RNA of Chiloscyllium plagiosum (whitespotted bambooshark), 7272 nucleotides long. The record is from RefSeq and is a predicted model, not a curated record. NCBI's taxonomy places the organism in Eukaryota, Metazoa, Chordata, Chondrichthyes, Orectolobiformes, Hemiscylliidae.